Messenger RNA from Phytophthora nicotianae INRA-310, 651 nucleotides. RefSeq lists its product as hypothetical. Lineage: Eukaryota; Oomycota; Peronosporomycetes; Peronosporales; Peronosporaceae. The transcript has 2 exons. The record is from RefSeq and is a predicted model, not a curated record. Bases 85 to 441 code for a protein of 118 amino acids.
UUCAAGCUUGGUAUAUUUCCGUCCUUGGGACGUGGUGAAGAAAAAAAGUGGAAAGCACAGACCCGAAGUGAUCAAUUGUCAACGAUGAUGGAGGAUGGCGCGAUAAGAGAGGCUCAGCCUACGGGAGAGUUCGAGGAAGCGUCAACGCCGAAGCUCCAGGAGCGGAUGGACAAGGCUACCGAUGACCAGGAACGGCAACUGGAUGCGAUCUAUACGGGCGUCAAGCGUCUCCACAACACAGCCAAGGCCACGAACGAAGAGGUUGUUUCGCAGAACGCAAUGUUGGAACACGUGAGCGUGCAGAUCAGCGACACCGAAGUUGCAGUGCAGCAGCAGACCAAGGCAGCACGGAAGGUUGCUAGCGCACACCGCAAGCUCGGCUGCUACUAUGUCAUCAUCUUGCUGCUGACCGUGGCGCUGCUCGUCGUCAUCUUCAUUUAAUUUAAGAAAACGACAGGAACGAGAAUGAUAAAAAAAAAACCAUUUUUCUUGCUGCAUACUUCGAAGUAGUAUUAGUGAUGGUAGAGCAGCAGCAACAAGGAAAUUGAGGGUUGACAACCAAUUGGUUGCAAUGAAAUGUUUAACAUUAGUUUCUGAAUACCAUUGUAGUCUUGUCUUGGCGCUACGUUGGCUACGUGGGUCGGACAGAGC